Penicillium angulare is the source of this 258-nucleotide messenger RNA. RefSeq lists its product as uncharacterized. The record is from RefSeq and is a predicted model, not a curated record. NCBI's taxonomy places the organism in Eukaryota, Fungi, Ascomycota, Eurotiomycetes, Eurotiales, Aspergillaceae. The transcript is spliced from 3 exons. Bases 1 to 258 code for a protein of 85 amino acids.
AUGGAGGAGACUCGGGACCGGCACCUCAUCACAGGGCCCAAAGUUGGCGUCGUCCAGCACUUAGCAUGCAUAGGGCACACUAUCCUUGCCGACCAAGUCCUCAACAAUCUGUCUCUAGGCUGUAUAAUGGACUGGGCUUUCAUCCACUCUACUGAAGAUUCUGAAAGACGAUUCUUUCAGCCCAACCGAAUGUUGGAAGUUCCCGAUAAAUUAGCGCCUAUCGGUCGUCCUACUGGUGCCAAAGCCAUUUUUUUUUGA